CCCUCAGCUUUCCGGGCUGGCAGGCGGAUAGUGGCGGCUGAGGAAGUUUUAAAAAUGAAGAAGUUUAAUUUCCGAAAAGUUUUGGAUGGCUUAACUGCCUCCUCCCCUGGCAGUAGUAGCAGCAGUGGCAGUAACAGUGGUGGCGGGGCUGGAAGUGGUUCCAUGCAUCCAGGAGGGACUGCAGGGGUUCUCAGAGAGGAGAUUCAGGAAACCUUGACUUCAGACUAUUUCCAGAUUUGUAAGACAGUUCGGCAUGGUUUUCCUUAUCAGCCCACAGCAUUAGCCUUUGAUCCAGUUCAGAAAAUCUUGGCUAUUGGGACGAGAACUGGUGCUAUACGAAUACUUGGGAGACCUGGCGUUGAUUGUUAUUGUCAACAUGAAGGUGGUGCAGCUGUUCUGCAGCUCCAAUUCUUGAUCAAUGAGGGUGCUUUGGUCAGUGCAGGUUCAGAUGAUACACUUCAUUUGUGGAACCUUAGACAAAAAAGGCCAGCUGUUCUUCAUUCUCUUAAAUUUAACAGAGAACGAAUUACUUACUGUCAUCUACCUUUCCAGAGUAAAUGGCUCUAUGUUGGAACAGAAAGAGGAAAUACACAUAUUGUAAAUAUUGAAUCUUUCAUUCUUUCUGGAUAUGUUAUCAUGUGGAACAAGGCAAUUGAACUAUCCACAAAGACUCAUCCAGGUCCAGUUGUACAUUUAAGUGAUAGCCCAAGAGAUGAAGGGAAAGCUAUUCAUUCAAUUGAUUGGCAUCAUGAGGGCAAACAAUUCAUGUGCAGCCAUUCAGAUGGUAGCUUGACUUUAUGGAACCUGAAAAGCCCAAGUCGUCCUUUCCAGACCACAAUUCCACAUGGAAAAACUCAAAGAGAAGGAAGAAAAUCUGAAUCUUGCAAACCAAUUCUUAAAGUAGAAUACAAAACCUGUAGAAACAGUGAACCAUUCAUAAUAUUUUCUGGUGGACUGUCCUAUGACAAAGCUUGCAGAAGACCAAGUUUAACCAUCAUGCAUGGAAAAGCAAUUACAGUGCUUGAAAUGGAUCAUCCUAUUGUUGAAUUUCUAACUUUAUGUGAAACACCCUAUCCAAAUGAAUUUCAAGAACCCUAUGCCGUUGCUGUACUUCUGGAGAAAGAUCUCAUUGUAGUUGAUCUGACACAAAGCAACUUUCCAAUCUUUGAAAAUCCAUAUCCCAUGGACAUUCAUGAAUCACCAGUUACGUGCACAGCAUACUUUGCUGAUUGCCCACCAGAUUUGAUUCUAGUGCUCUACUCUAUAGGAGUCAAGCAUAAAAAACAAGGAUACAGUAAUAAGGAGUGGCCAAUCAGUGGAGGAGCUUGGAACCUUGGCACACAGACAUAUCCAGAAAUUAUUAUUACUGGUCAUGCAGAUGGAUCGAUAAAGUUUUGGGAUGCUUCUGCAAUAACACUGCAGAUGCUGUACAAGCUAAAAACUUCAAAAGUGUUUGAAAAACAGAAGGUAGGAGAAGGAAAACAAACAUGUGAAAUUGUAGAGGAAGAUCCAUAUGCCAUUCAGAUGAUCCACUGGUGUCCAGAGAGCAGAAUAUUCUGUGUAUCAGGAGUCUCUGCAUAUGUCAUAAUUUAUAAAUUCAGCAGACAUGAAAUUACAACAGAAAUAGUGUCAUUAGAGGUACGACUUCAGUGUGAUAUUGAAGAUAUUAUUACCCCGGAACCAGAAACAAGUCCUCCAUUUCCUGAUCUCUCAUCCCAGCUUCCUUCUUCAAGGAGUCUUUCUGGGAGCACUAACACUGUGGCUAGUGAAGGAGUAACAAAGGAUAGUAUCCCAUGCCUCAAUGUUAAGACACGACCAGUGCGGAUGCCUCCAGGGUAUCAAGCAGAACUUGUUAUUCAGUUGGUCUGGGUGGAUGGUGAACCUCCACAACAGAUUACUAGCCUUGCUGUAAGCUCGGCAUAUGGAAUAGUUGCGUUUGGGAACUGCAAUGGGUUGGCUGUGGUGGAUUUUAUACAGAAGACAGUACUGUUAAGCAUGGGGACCAUUGACCUAUAUAGAUCAAGUGACCUAUACCAACGGCAACCACGGUCUCCUCGAAAAAACAAGCAGUUCAUUGCAGACAACUUUUGCAUGCGUGGCCUGUCUAACUUUUAUCCUGAUUUAACGAAACGGAUCCGUACUUCCUACCAGAGUUUAACUGAGCUGAAUGACAGUCCAGUUCCCCUGGAACUUGAGCGUUGCAAGUCUCCCACUUCAGAUCAUGUAAAUGGACACUGCACAAGUCCAACUUCUCAGAGUUGCAGUUCUGGAAAACGUCUUUCCAGUGCUGAUGUUUCAAAAAUAAAUCGCUGGGGUCCUGGAAGACCACCAUUUCGAAAAGCACAGUCAGCUGCUUGCAUGGAGGUUUCUUUGCCAGUUUCAACAGAAGAAAGUCGAGAAAAUUCCUAUAAUCGCUCUAGAAGCUCUAGCAUCUCCAGUAUUGACAAAGAUUCUAAAGAAGCGAUUACAGCACUAUACUUCAUGGAGUCCUUUGUUCGGAAAAAUGACUGUACUAUCUCCCCUUGUUUGUUUGUUGGAACUAGUCUGGGAAUGGUGUUAAUCAUCUCCCUAAACCUACCUUCAGCAGAUGAACAAAGAUUUACAGAGCCAGUCAUGGUAUUGCCAAGUGGUACAUUCCUCUCAUUGAAAGGAGCUGUCCUAACAUUCUCCUGUAUGGACCGAACUGGCAGAUUAAUGCAACCACCAUAUGAAGUCUGGAGGGAUCCAAACAACAUAGAUGAAAAUGAGAAAUCUUGGAGAAGAAAGCUGGUCAUGAACUGCCCCUCUCCAUCCCAAGAAAUAGAUCAUCAGUAUACAAUAAUCUGCUCAGAAAAACAAGCCAAAGUCUUCUCACUGCCUUCUCAGACUUGCCUCUAUGUUCAUAACAUCACCGAGACAUCUUUUAUACUGCAAGCAGAUGUGGUGGUCAUGUGUAACAGUGCCUGCUUGGCAUGCUUUUGUGCCAAUGGGCAUAUCAUGAUAAUGAGCCUACCUAGUCUUCGCCCAAUGUUGGAUGUUAAUUAUUUGCCACUGACAGACAUGAGGAUAGCACGGACGUUUUGUUUUACCAAUGAAGGACAGGCAUUAUACCUUGUCUCUCCUACUGAAAUUCAGCGGUUAACAUACAGCCAAGAGAUGUGUGAUAAUCUACAGGUAGGAAAAGCAUCACGCAGCCUCGCACAGCACAUUCCUGGACCAGGUGGUAUAGAAGGGAUGAAAGGUGCUGCCGGAGGGGUGAUGGGAGAGCUGACUCGUGCACGGAUCGCACUUGAUGAGAGAGGACAGAGGCUAGGAGAGCUGGAAGAGAAAACUGCAGGCAUGAUGACCAGUGCAGAAGCAUUUUCCAAACAUGCACAUGAGUUAAUGCUGAAAUAUAAGGAUAAGAAAUGGUACCAAUUCUAA
This is a messenger RNA of Lipotes vexillifer (Yangtze River dolphin), 3402 nucleotides long. It is a transcript of the gene STXBP5L, whose product is annotated as syntaxin binding protein 5L. The record is from RefSeq and is a predicted model, not a curated record. The coding region runs from base 55 to 3402 and encodes 1115 amino acids. Gene Ontology annotation, molecular function: syntaxin binding; myosin II binding; GTPase activator activity. Gene Ontology annotation, biological process: exocytosis; Golgi to plasma membrane transport. Lineage: Eukaryota; Metazoa; Chordata; Mammalia; Artiodactyla; Lipotidae. Gene Ontology annotation, cellular component: SNARE complex; cytoplasm; plasma membrane. The transcript has 26 exons.